Molecule: messenger RNA, 2823 nt
Organism: Fusarium keratoplasticum
Lineage: Eukaryota; Fungi; Ascomycota; Sordariomycetes; Hypocreales; Nectriaceae
Product: Zn(2)-C6 fungal-type domain-containing protein
Exons: 10
Coding region: 1-2823 (940 amino acids)
Cellular component (GO): cytoplasm
Molecular function (GO): aldehyde-lyase activity
Source: RefSeq, a predicted model, not a curated record
AUGGCUUCAACUCAGUACACCAACAACCUCCUCAGAUGCGUAACUCGCAAAGAGGUCUGCAAGUCAUUCGGUAUAAAGCUGUCGGCAAGCCCUCAGAUCGUUCAGACAGCUCGACAUGCCGGUUUCGACUCUCUCUUUGUCGAUCUCGAACAUGCCUGGUUGACGCUUGCUGAGGCAAGCAAUCUUUGCAAUGUCGGUCAUCUCGCAGGCAUUACUCCAUUCGUCAGAGUCCCUCAUCAGUGUGGCAAUGGUUUCGUUCAACGGGUGCUUGACGGAGGUGCCAUGGGUGUGAUAUUUCCUCACAUUGAAAGCGCAGAUGAAGCAAAGGCAGCCGUGAAAAUCUCCAAGUACCCUCCUCAUGGAUGCCGCUCUAUGACAGGCGCCAUGCCUCUAUUCAACAUGCGACCAACGCCCCUAAACGAAGCAAUCGAGUUUGGCAACAACUCGGGAUCAACAGUAUUCGCAAUGAUUGAGAGCAAAAACGCUGUCAACAAUUCGGAAGAAAUCGCAGCAGUCGAGGGCGUCGAUGUUCUUCUGGUCGGAUCAUUUGACAUGAGUAUUGACCUGGGAGUUGGCGGCAACUGGGACAGCAAGGAGUACAGAACUUCAGUGGAAAAGGUCAGCCAAGUAUGCCGCAAGCACAACAAGAUCUUUGGAGUUGCAGGUGUCUACGAUAACCCCACACUUCACGAGUGGUUCAUUAACACUCUGGGUGCUCGGUUCAUGCUUGUUCAGCAAGAUCUGUCUUUGAUAGCCGGCGGAGGGCAGAGAGCUGUUAGAGCCAUACCGCCACGAGGACUGCCAUGUUCAAUCAGUCCACUUGGUCCGCGGCGGAUAUACUCGGUGACCAAGAUUGCGGAACUCGAAAGCCGGCUUGCAAGAUAUGAAAGUGAGGGUGCAGAGCCGCUCUCAAACAAUGGGACGAGACCUAGGUCAGAGUCUUCGGGUCUGCUCAAUCCUGGAUCACCAACACCGGGACUCAGCCUAGGGAGCCCUGUCUUGGACUCAGACAUGCCAAUGGCUCAUGGUCAAUCAACCACCCCGAGGAGCAGCACGUCACGGGUCCCCAAUGGUUCAAAUGAACGACAGGGCAUUCCAGAGACACCGACUCAAACACUAAAUUUAGAGUCCAGAUCCCAAUACCAUGUCCCAACCAUCGCUGCCGAGUCGGCCUUGAGUUCUAGUAACGAAUUCGGCAGAAAGGUUCAUGAAGUACUGACUAAUUCUGGCCCAUCGAGUGCCCGAACAAUCCCCAUAUCCCCAAAUCCUGUACAGCCUACGAUGAAUCAUCCUUCACCUUUCAGAGCUUCUACCCAAGCUAUUCCACAACUACCUAGUGAAGAAGAAGCCUUUCGACUCCUCGAGACUGUCGGCUUUUAUAUCGGACAGACGCAGUGUCAUUAUGACCUUCGGGGUCUGACGGAUCGCAUUGGGUGGCUGUACGAGAACAUGGAUGAUCCUCAGACUCAUGAACUAUGGUAUAUGCAGGUUCUUCUUGUUCUAGCAAUUGGGCAAAUCUUCCGGGCUGGUAAUGGUGAGGGGGGAGAAGUUUUACCAGGAACUGCGUUCUUUGAAUUUGUGGAGACGCAUUUACCUACAGCAAGCGCCCAGUAUAGGCUUGGGAGGCUCGCAGUUGAGGUCAAUGCCCUCAUGGCCAUGUACCUUCAAAUGGCAAACCGCAAGGAGGAGGCCUAUCUUUAUAUAAACACUGCUCUUCGACUGGCCAUUUUACACGGGUAUCAUCAGAAGGAUUCUGAACGAAACAUUCUGAGACGCCUAGCCGCAGCAAAUGGAAAGCCGUCAGGGAUCAUUGACAGCGCCAUAAGCAUGCCCCUACCUUCUGAAGCCCCGGGAUUUCCAACUGGUGCUGCCAUUCGCACAAACAUCAAGAUUGCUCAGGUGACUGGGCAGGUGAUAACAAUCUUGUAUGGCACCAAGUUCAAGAAGGAACAAGAUUUUGUCUCCCACGCUCAGCAGAUCAUCAAGAGCUUGGCCGAUAUUGCAAAAGAGAUCCCAUCAGAACAAUCCCUGAGUCUUUGCGGGAACUCGGAACUCGCACUUAGGACAUCUGCAUCAUUACAUCUCAUGCUCUAUCAGGCCACACUGUUAACUAUCCGCCCUCUCAUGCUUCACGCCGCACAACUGAUCUUGAGCGGCCAACCCUGCAACGAGCUCGAGGGUGGCUCACUCGACACGCUUUCCAAGACAUGCUCAGAGGCUGCAAGGCGACUUCUCGAGGUUAUAAUUGCUCUAAAGAGAAAGGGAAUACUUCCAAUAUUCGGCUUCUUUGACUGCGACGCCAUCUUCUCAGCAGCUUUCAUCAUGCUUCUCACCAUGAUCUUUGAUUCAGCUUGUGAGCCAAGCCAGAGACUCAAUCCUACACCAGGCCUCAAAGACGCAAUGGAUAUGUUGCAUUACAUGGCUGAACAUGGCAAUACCUUUGCAAGGCAGAGGUUCCAAGAAGUCCAGAGCGUGCGAGAUCAUCUUUCAGCUACUCUGAACUCUCGCGAGGCCAACACACCCACAUCCACCAAUCAGACAACUACUGUAUCGAAUUCAGAGCACCGAGGAUCUGAAGCAAGCGCUGUUCACAGUGCUCACCCUCCGGCACAUGAAUACCCGCCCUGGUAUCCUCCAGUAUGGGACAUGUCAGAUCAAUGGCUUCACUCUGUCGAUUUAAAUGGCGAGCUUGAGGAUUUGCCCCUGGGAGACUCAUUCGACCAAUAUCAGUCACUGCUUAAUGAUCCAGACUGGAGCCUGACAGGACAAGAUGUGGGAGACUUUGCAGAACUACGAAGAUAUAUACAAAGAUUAAAUUCAUAG